Gaeumannomyces tritici R3-111a-1 is the source of this 1395-nucleotide messenger RNA. RefSeq lists its product as hypothetical. Bases 1 to 1395 code for a protein of 464 amino acids. The transcript has 2 exons. The record is from RefSeq and is a predicted model, not a curated record. NCBI's taxonomy places the organism in Eukaryota, Fungi, Ascomycota, Sordariomycetes, Magnaporthales, Magnaporthaceae.
AUGCCCUCCAACAAUCCCGGAAGCAGGAGCCGAGAGGCACAGCAUUACCACACCCAAGCCACCGGCGGGCCGCCCUCCAACGGUUCAGACUCCCCGUGCCCGCGGCCGGUUCUCGCCUCCCCCAGUGGGGUCAGGGAGACCAAGCGCAAGGAGCCAGCGGAUGUGUCCGACUACCUAAAUAACCUAGGACGUCCGCGCAAAGGCCAGCCGCCGCCAGAGAUGCACCCCGCGAUCCAAGACGACCGUAGGCGCCGGCAGCUAGCUGUCGAUGCCGCCACCGCUCCUCUCGCUCUCGCCAGCGAGGCUCCAAGCCCUUCUCCUGCGUUCCCGGGCAUCCCAGCCGGCGUCCCACCCACAAUGGGCCAUCCCGUUGCGCCCAUCCAGCCCGCGACGUCGGCCGCCCCGACCCCUGCCGCCCAACAUCCGGGGGCGGCGUAUGCGGACCGAGGUCAGGGACAAGGCCAGGGACUGCAAGCUGCAGCCUCGGCGCCUACGGCCCUCGGAUCCGGCGUCGGGGCGCCGUUCCCGGACUUCAGCCCGGCGUUUUUGGGGGGGUACCUUCACGGGCUGGACGACUGGGGAGAGGCGGCGGGCCAGGCCCCGACAGCAGUCCAGAUCCCGCAGCAAGCCCCGGUUCCGCAGCCACAGGCCCACUGCCAUGGCCCUUGGUUCGACUAUAGAUACCUCGGAAUCCACACCGGAGAUUACCACGAGGACGGAACGUUCAGGAUGGAGGGCUGUGCCGCCGUUAUCGAUAGCCGACCAGGGCUAGAGCAUACCUUGGUAUCCGGGGAAUACCUCGGCAGGAGCAGCAACCUGUGCACGGUCCCAGUCCCUUCGCGAUACGGAGGCGGCCGCCAGAUAACCAUUGUUGUUGGGAGAGAAUCCCACCCCGUUCACAUGAUCAAUGCCCUGGUCGCUACCGAGCUCGAAACCGACGUAGUAUUAUGCGGCAAGGACGCCGUCAUGCUUGGCUACCAGGUCCCAGGCUUCUCCGGUGGGCCGUCAUAUGAAGCCGCCAUGGACAGCAUGCCUGUUGACACGGAAGGUAUCAUGGCGCCCCCGGCUCCCCCUCCGAUGCCCGUACCGUCGGGCGACGGACCAAUCGGGUGGGUCUGGAACGGCUUGAACCCGAGCGCCCCCACCGCAUUCAACGAGCACGCCAUGCCUGACUCGGACAAUGGAUCGAACAACUUCUCCAACGAGGACCCCUUCGUCGGCCACGACCCCUACGUCGGCCACGACCCCUACGUCGGCCACAACCCCUCGGCCGGCUACGGUGGCUCGGUGUAUAACAGUACCUCCGCCAGCACCGACACCUCGUUCGGCGUCGAGUUUAUCGACGUGGAAUCCAUCGACGACAGCAUCUUUGACGAAUUCAUCAACUACGACUAG